Paramuricea clavata is the source of this 10001-nucleotide messenger RNA. NCBI's taxonomy places the organism in Eukaryota, Metazoa, Cnidaria, Anthozoa, Malacalcyonacea, Plexauridae. The record is from the annotation of a GenBank genome assembly.
AGAGGGCACUGGGCCUCCUGAAGAUGGUGACCCAGGUGAUCCAGUAAGUAACCUUGCUGUCAAUCGUUGAGAUUCCCCUUAGCGCAGCUUGCGGCUUUGAAUGGCUAUUUUCUCUUUAAUAAACCAUCAAUAUUUUCAAUUAUUUUGAUAAUUCCGCUCCACGUUGGGUAAUUUUACCUUUCACUUGAAGAAUGAAUCCUGCAAUUCAACAACUUCUUAACCAUUUCUGAGUGAUAAUCUUGGUAAAAUGAACUUGGUAAAAAUGACAACAUUGUUACAACUUGUUCACAAGCUUGCUAUAAGCUUGUUACAAACAUAUCUUGUUGAAAAUAUGAGAUAUUAUUUGUGUGUGUAUAUGGGACCACACCUGAUGCACAGGGCUGCCUAGAGGUUGCACGUGCCUGAGGGAAAAUCUUUCCCAGGGUGCCCCUACGACAUCAUAAUAAUUUUACAAUAUAUUAUAUUUUAUUGUAUAUUAUCUGGCACCAACCCUGCCAGGAUAUAUAUUCUCAGUUAAGCAACUUGUAUCAAGCUUUCGUUAUUUUGGAACCUUUGUUUGAGCCUGGAGCAAAGUGAACCCUCCCUCUUGCCCCCUCUUUCUGCCAGUCUGCCUAUACAUGCAUGUGCAUGGUAUGUGAAUGGUAUAUGCAUGCAAUAUAUACUGAACAUGCAAUUGAAUAGCAUUCAUGCUCCAAGUUUGGUAAUUAUAUUACACAUUAUAUAAAACAGCAUAUUCACUCUUGUCCUGUUUUUUUAUUUAGGGUCCACAAGGUUCAAAUGGACCUCCAGGUCCGCCAGGACCACCAGGGCUGCCUGUAAGUGUUUGUUUCCACAAGUAUGUGCGCACACAACAAUUCAAUCAAAAAAGAUGACGGCAAUACAAAUGUGCAAAAUCUAGUGACUUUCAAAGUGGCAAACUUCUUGUAAUUGAGGGCUGUCAAGAGAUAUUUGGACUGAAAGCAGUGAGCUUAUCCACCAUCUUGGAUUAAUUCUUAACCUCAUCACAUCAAUAGUGGGAUCAGCCUGAUUAAAGGGGUCCUACAGUCAUUUUUUAGUCGAAAAGCCACCUUAAGUAGGAGACUCCACAGAGAUUCGUUUGGCUGUAUCUUACAUGCAGUAUCCAUGAGUAUGAGUACUUCCACACAUUGGAAGACGCAUGCAUGCCGUGGUGCGCAUGUCAAGUAGCGACAAUAACAAAAAAAUGUAAACAAUACUUAAGGUGGCUUUUCGACUAAAAAAUUACUGUAGGGCCCCUUUAAACUGCCUCCAAAUGACAUCUAAGUGAUCAGAAGUUGUUCAAGAUGUUGCUAUUCAAUUCCAAAUUUGAAAUAGCAAGCAAAAACGAGCUAGUUUUGAGCAGAGAUCACUGACUGUCAAGAUAAGAAUUUGUGCUACGCAUUUGUGAGAUAACGUGCAUAUCCUGAAUAUAUCGAAGAUGGCAGCCAGCCCACUGUUUUCAGUCAGAAUAUUUCAAGUAUCAAUCAAGAUAUGAAAAAGCUGUUUUAAAACGCCUUCACGCGAAACAAAUUAAAUUUUACUACCAAUGUCGGUUAAAAUUGAAGAAUGUGAAACUGCCACAGUUCUUCAUUCUUUAUGAACUAUGCCAUCUUACUAAGUUCUUUGUAUGCUUGCAUGGCCACCUUUUUAUAUGUUAAUUUUGCAGUUGGUUACAAAAGUCUGACUGAUGCGUAUACAUGACAAAAAAACAGGACGACUAAAGUCCUGAUAGACCUUUUUCGUAGUUUUCUCUCAAACACGGAUAAUUACAUAAACACAUUCAACUUUACUAAAUUUUAUUUUUAUAUUGUAUUACAGGGAAAUCCAGGAGGCAAAGGGCCAAAUGGAUAUAAAGGACCCCGUGGUCAAAGUGGUCCACCUGGUCCACCAGCACCAGUGACUGGACCCGACGGUGGCGGCCCAGGUGGUGCGGAUGUAUGUAUUAUUUUUUUCUCGAGACUUUAUUUGCAUGCAUAGAAUGUAUGAUCAGCGAGAUGGCGAAAGAAUCACAAUUGGCCUAGGGUGGCAUUUAACAAGUACCUGUAAACAACAAGGCCAAGUUGGCGAAUAGUCUACAAAGGCGUAGCCUGUGUUGACUAUUUUCCAUAGACAACGAGACGGAGUUGUCUAAUUGUUUUAGUAUGUACUCCAACUCAAAAUACAAACUCCGUGCACAAUUUGAAAGAUUUAAAUAACAUUUAAAAGCAUAUACGAGCAUCUUUUACAUUUCUACCAAUGAGCACAUUUUCUACCAAUGUUUCUUAAUCAGCAUCAAAUCUUGUUUGAUCAACUUCAGAGCGGCGUCUCACCUCUCAAACUGUCAAGAUAACCAGUCUACUGGGAAUAAAAUAAGUUCUAAAAAAUUAUAGUGCGGUUAAACGUUUUGGGGGCACAAUGCGCUAUCAACAAACCCUAACUUACAACCUAUACAUUUUCAUGUGACAUUGAAACACUCGAACAGUAUAUUGGAGAAUAUUGUAGUAAUUUGUUUGGUGUUAAAUUAUACUCAAUAUAUACUUGAAAAUUGCAUGCGCUAAGAGUUCACUUGUACCAUUUUGUGGUUCUAAAAUGACUAAGUGCUAUUGCAUGUAUUUUAACAGCUUAUAUUUCACCAGGCCUUAUACAAAACAGACUUGCAUUUUAAUUCAUGUGCAUGUGCAAGUUUAAGUAAGAUUUACGCCUGUAUUCUAAAAGCUUAUUCACACUCAAUGAGUGGAGGUUCAAUCUGAGCUUCUCUUGAGUGUCAUUGUUGUUUUUGAAUAGCUGUCACAUAGUAAGGUACGUACGACACUAACCCUCCAGCUAUUCAAAAACAGUUUUAUCAUCUAAGAGAAGCUUAAAUUGAACCUACACUCAUUGUGUGUGAGUGUGAGUGAGCUUUUAGAAUACGGGCGUUAGUUCCACUGACGGAUCUGCUAUGCAUAAGUGAAGCCAAUGGCAGCCAUAUUGAAUGGCCCCCACCAUUAAUCUAAUCUGGUGUUGUAGACAUGAUUUAUAAAUCUCAUCUCAUUCAAAUAUUCUGGCUUCAAAAUCGGAUUACUGAAUUCAAUAGGAUGCUUUAUCCAGUCUUAUUUCAGACCAUUGUUGUCUACAAACCUAUUACACAUACCAGGAUGAUCGAGGCUGUUAAAUGAUAAAACGAAAAUUUUGUUUGAAAAGUUAUUUCAAAAUUGAUUCAAAUUUCAAAACACGUACACAUGUAACAGGCCUUACGAUUAUAAGCCUUAUUAAGCAUUACAAGGUUUGAUGCGAACUUAAGCACAAGUGUAGUUUAAAACGUGUUUUAAUUGGGGUGUUUUCCGGCUAGUUUUCGUUUUUUACAAGAAUUUCUUCACUCUAGUACUGUACAUACUGACCCAUAGCAAAUAUUUGCCCUUGGUGAAAAAAGACUGGAGUUCAUUAUUACGCAUUCUUUGAGUAGAGGCGGUUCGUUUCAAGUUGUCUUCCAGAUAUUUGUCAUGCAUGAAUGUCAUCAUGUAUCAGCAGAUAUUAACAUGUACCUUCAUUUAUUUUUAGUCUGCUAAAGGUCCUCCAGGCGGUCCAGGGGGUUCAAAUCCCAUUCCAGGCCCUCCAGUAAGUACUUGUAAUUUAAGUAGUAUUGUUGAUAUCAUCAAAUUGCGAUAUUAUCAAAUUGUCUGUGAUUUGCCAUACAAUAGUGUUUUCGCAAACGCAUACGUUAACACUGAAACUCGAAUCUUUGCCUACUUUUCUUCUUAUCUUCACUCUUACCUUUAGUAAUUUCUACUCUUUAACUGGUUAACAUAGAAAUAACACUAUAUUUUAUCUUGUGACGCCGUGACGCCCUACUACAGUCUGGUCAAUGUAACCAGUUAAAAUAAAUUGAUUAUAAUGAGUGAAUAUAUAACCAGAGCCCUGCACUAAUAAGCAAUUAUUGGAUGAGGCUGAGCAUGAUAUCAAGAAUUAUUCAGACCGAGGUCAAUGUUAUCUGCCGAAGCGAAGCUGAGGCGGAUAACAUAGAGCGAGGUCUGAAUAAUUUUUGAUAUCAUGCGAAAGCCGAAUCCAAUAAUUGUUUUAUUAUACAUUUAAAGACAUCAGAAACAUUAAACCGAUAAAUUCCUGUUUAUGAGGUAGGAAAAGUACAAUUUGAAUAUCAAACACCUUGCACAAAGUCAAAGGUGGGCUAAAUAUUCUAUUUCUACUUCUAUUUACCCCUUUGUGGCUUUUUUCGUGCUUUCACUAUCCUUAUCUGCCAAUAAAUUGGACAGUUCACUUUCAAUCAGCGAAGCAAAUCUGCUGUAGGCCAUUGUCUGUUUGUUUUUUCGCGCGCUUAUAGGUUCAAGCUUUUGGCCGCGCAAGGGUUUGGGCACGAGAGAGUCCAAUAUUUUUUUUUUUUUUGGAUGCAAGUUCGAUCCAAAAAAAAACAAUUAUUGGACGCUGAUGACGUCAUCGGCGGAAAAUACGUAAUAAAUGCCGAAUACUGAAAAUUAGCCGGCGCUUUCUGACCAAUUAGAAACGAGAAUACAUAUUAAAUGUAUAAUAAGCAUUGUAAUGAUACAUGUUGUGCUGUCUUUAGGGACCACCUGGUAGAUAUGGUCGCAGGGGACCGCCGGGUGAUGUGGUAAGUUGAAUAUAUGAUUAUAUCAAUAUAUUAUAUAAUAAUUCUGAACUGUGUGUGCACAAUAGUUGUGACUUGGAUUAUCCUUCUACUCCAAUAUUGCUUUACAGUUACUCUAGACAGGUCUUGUCCUGACGGAAGUGAAUAAUGGCUUUUGCAGUUUAUAUAUACUAAAACUGUCUGAACCAGUGUAGGUACUACCAAUGUGAAAAUGCUGUGCUGAGUGGUUAUAUUACUACCUUAAAAAAAAACAAGCAGAAACUCGAUGUUUCGAGCGAAGGCCCUUCGUCUUCGUUUUGCUGCAACCAACUCUUGACGAAGGGCCUUCGCUCGAAACGUCGAGUUUCUGCUUGUUUUUUAAGGUAGUAAUAUAACCACUCAGCACAGCAUUUUUGCACUUUAUUCAUAUCUCCUCUUAUAAUAUAUUCCCAAGUUAUCAGCUCCAUUUUGUAUUUUGAGCGAUGUUGUCAACAGGCCUCGAAAUAAAUCUGGACGUUAUACCGGUCAUUAUGACCUGUGGAUGAUUAAAUUUACCGGUCACAGCGGAAUUUAUGCCUGUCAUUGUCACUCCUUAGCUUCUUUUCCCCCCUCAUCUUUCGUGUGACUCGUAACUUUAGAAACAAUUGUGUAUUUUAAUUGUAUUUGUAUACAAAGUAGAAGUAUGGCGUUUAUCAAAGCUGUAGUUGUUAUCAUUACUAAUAACAUUAACAUAGUUUACUAGCAACUUGAUAUAUUAAGUCGCAAUUGUAGUUUGAGUUGCGAGCACGCUUUAAGGCUGCAUUUCAGUUACAGUACGCGUUUUUCAUGCGUGUGUACACGCAUGCACGUAAAAGUUGAAAUCGCUUUACAUCCUACUUAUGAAAUAACUAAAUUUAUAUAAAAGGACACGGUGCAGGCUAAUAAGGGCGGCGAAGUGACACAAUUUGUCAUACAGAUACGAUAUACCGCAAGCAUGCAUUGUGCCUAAGGGCUGUUUUCCAGUUAAGGCUGAUUUCCACUGUUGCGUUUUUCACACCUACGUAUACGCACGUAAAACUUUAAGUUCGUUUAAAUGUUACUUAUGAAAUAAUCAAAUAAAUAAAGCAACAGUAUUUAGUGUUCCGCAAGUUUUAGUAUGCAUUUGUUAACUUAUUUGUAAAAUAUUUAAAAAAAUAGAAGGAGUCAAAGUUUUACGUGCAUGUACGUGCGUACGAAAAACGCAAAAGUGGAAAUCAGCCUUAACGCGUUUUUCACACGUGCGACGGAAAGUGCAAAUAACCUUGACAAAUACACAUUAAAUCAUGCACAAAACUGAAUGCUGGACGGACAUACACUUCUUUGGAAAAUCGGAAAUCAAAAAUCUGCUCCAUUUGUGAACGUGCUUCUGAUUAAAAAAUUUACCGGUCACGCAUGUCCGCCAGGCGACGAUAUUUGCUGGUAAAAUUGUGAAAUUUUACCGGUCAGUGACCGUGACCGGCACUUAUUUCGACUUGUCAAUGGUUUUGCUUGAGAUGGAAGCAAAAGGAAGAGUCUAAUAUCUCUAAGAUGUGAUUCAACAAUAGUAAAUGAUAUUUCGUACAAUUAGUAAGUGGCUAAGUGCACUUAAGAAACCACUUGCAUAUGGUUUUAAGUAUUAUUUAUGACGUAAGCCCCUCGAUGAGCUUUAUAGCUCUUGGGUAAACGUCGUUUUGAACAAUAUAUGUUUAUACAAAGUAUUAUUUAAAACACGAGUAGGAGUGUUUUAUUUGACUUUAUAGUCAAUCCACGUGACAUAUUAUGGCGACAUGAUUUGCCACAAAGUUUAUGAAUUAUUAAUGAGUAUUUUAAGGUUAAUAAUAAUAUUGAGUUAUUUAUAUAGCGCACAAACCAAAGUUGUCCAAUAUUAGAAGUCUUUAGAACCGUAAAAUGUUAAAACAUAAGAAUAAAAAUACAUUAUGCACUAUUUACAAAUUUCUUAAAAAUGGUUACUGAUUCGCUCUUCCUAAGAUGAGGCCCUGUUAGGGGGGUUCCGAAUAAUCCAUAAUCCUACGUAAAUAUUAAAAAUAAUUGGUAUUCUAUUUUCGUAAACCAAAAUAUCCCUAAAGUAAAAUAAAAUAGAACAAAGACAUGUACUUCUAUCACUCUGAGGCUUAUUUUGUGUUUUGUGACAUAUGUGUUCUCCAUUUUUCACUAUUUUGGUUAUUUUAAUUGACGAGACCAUGAUAAUCAAUAUCCUUAAAUCUUAAAUUCCAAUCCAUAAUCCUCUCUUUUAGCUUCAAAUAAUUUGUUAUCCUUUAUGAAAUAUCCAAAUAAUCCAUAAUCCUAAAACCCUAACAGGGCCUCUAAGAUGGAGUGGCAGUUCAUUCCAUAAUCGUGGUCCAUAAACACAAAAAAGAUCUGUCUCCAUAUCAUGUCUAGAGUAAGGAAUCUGGAGCAGUUCUUUACUAGUUGAUCAAAGUGUACACUGCGAGGUGUGACAAUGCAUGAGCUCCUCAGGAUACGAUGGGGCAAGUUAUUAUGACAGCCAACUCUGCUGCAGACUCGUUGCAACGAUCAUAUGUGUUUAGUUUAAUAACUUACCACAACGUCUGUAAGAACUAUAUUAAUAAUUACAUUGAUAAAUGGAAGAGAGGGACCUGGUAGCUAGUUUGUUGCCAUGACUGCUGGUGUGCCUCGAGGAACCCGUCUGGGGUCUUGGCUAUUUUUAGCUACUGUAUGAUAAACGAUCUUGACGUCACAGGUGCGAACCAAUCGUCAGUGUAGAAGUUUGCGGAUGAUACCACAAUCUCGGAAACUGUCAGUGACCCUGAACAAAACUCCUUACAACAGGAGAUCAUCCACAUAUCCUGCUGGUCUCAAGCUACCAAACUUCUUCUAACCCGAAGAAGUGCCAAAAGCUAGUUGUUUCUUUUAAGAGAAAUCCGCCAUCUUACGACUUAGUGGAGGUUGAUUGUCAUUCUUUCGAAAGGGUGCACAGUGUAAAAGUCCUAGGAGUCAUGAUCAGGGAUGAUUUGAAGUGGAAGGGUCUCGACCAUAUUGAUGCUAUUACCAAUAAAGCUGCUAAACGUCUGUAUCUUCUUAAACAGUUAAAGCGAGCUGCUGUGAAUACCGAGAUUCUAAUACUGUAUGUUUUUACAAAAGUGUAAUUAGAUCUAUUUUUGAAUAUUCAUGUCAGCGCUUCCACUUUUGCGAUGGAGAAUGCUGGAACCCCUACACUUUUCACUAGACGAGACAUUUUGUCUGCCAAGCUCUUCGAAGACAUUGUUCGUGAUGCGCUGAUGGCAAUCAUAAACUUGCUGAUCUUUUACCACCUAAGCCUAAUAUACGCUAUAAUACACUAACCGACUGCGAGGAAAGAGAACCUUUAAAUAUUUACCCAAUUGUAAAACUAAUCGCUUCAGAAACUGCUUCAAUUCAUUGUUCAUUAUGUAGACAAUUAUAAAUUGUGAAUAGCUAGUGCAUUUUAAAAAGGUUAUUAAGUCAUAAUGUAAUAACUGUAAUUAACGCUUAUACAUGUAAUUCAGGUUAUGGCUGCAAUAUGUAUAUUCUUUUAAUAAACGAUUUAUCUAUCUUUUAUUUAUCUAUCAUGACAACGAUAUAAACAAAUAUUUGGCUGAGCGCCACUUACUGUAUAAUUGCACCGAAUUUCAUUUCAUUUUGUUGAAGCAGCUCUGAGAUAUUGGAUUUCCUCCUGUUUAUUUCAUUCUCAAACACAACCAGUGAUGUCAUAACUCAAAAUAACAACUAUACAACCUAUAACUUGGAAAUCAGAUGUGAUAUGAAUAAAGAGUAACCGCCAUUUUUCAUUAUUUUAAACAUACCUUUGAGUGAUGCAAUAAAAAGUAUUGGCAAAAUUUCGUUUCAUAAACAUUUUUAUUGCCAGGCAAAAGCAGUCAAUCUACUUUCUGUACAGGCGUUUGAAAGAUGUUUCAAAACACGAGGCUUGCGUACACUCAAAUCAAGUGCCUUUUCAGGGCAGACCUUGUGUAUAGUUCUAUAGUUACUGUAUAUUUUAUGCAUCAUUUACAAAUAUGUUCAUUUUUAUUUGUAAAGGGAGGCAAAGGUGAUCAAGGUUUGGCUGGUCUACAAGGUCCUAAAGGUUAUCCUGUGAGUAUUUUUUAUUGGUAACUCUGGAUACCAGAGUUCAUGAAAGAGAAGAAUUCUGUAUCUCAUUUCUGGAUAAAGUAGUUACCAUACGUUUUGGUAUUCGGUAUCCACCUAGAACUAAAUAUUCAUGUCUUUCACAUUUACAUGUCUUUCACAUUACAUGUCUUUCACAUUUAUAAUAUACAGUAGUACCAGACAAUGUACUAGUUAAGUUGACAGAAAUUCAUGCCAUCUACAGUAUUAAUUUAAUAAUUUUCCGCGGGUUUUCUGUGAAACUAAUUAUGCUAAAUGUAUUGUAAAUGUUUGACUGAAAUCUUCUUGUAUCCAGUAGGAAUGCAGGUGAUUUACAUCUUGUUGUUCAAAACAAAAUUUUAGCGUCCUAUGAAUAUUGGGACACCGCAAAUUGCAAACCCUGCAUGUUGCUGCUAGUUCUGACUUAACAAUGGAUCUCAUAUUUUCUCUUUGUUCUUCUUAGGGAAGUGUGGGACCACCUGGCGAACCAGGUGUCAAUGGAAAUCCUGGAGAUCCGGUAAAUUUCAUUGUUUUACUAACAUAUCUAUUUGUGUUAAGAAUCAUAUGUACUGUUUAGUAAACGAGCAGGAGUGUCUUAUUAGGUUUAAAGGCACGAGGGCGCAGCGCGAGUGGCUUUAGACCUAAUAAAACACGACCUGCGAGUUUAUUAAACGGCUUCAAACACGACUACAAAUUCAAUAGAUAUACGGCCUUAUUAGUAUUCUUUAUAUAAAGAAUACAAAUGAGGACACGACUACAAUAGAUGCUGCCUUAAUAGUAUUCGUUCUAUAAAGAAUUAGGAGUGUUUUAUCAGGUUUAAAGCCACUGCACGUGACAUAUUAUGGUUUCAGACAUGAUUUGCCAAUAAGCUUAUGAAUUAUUAACGAGUGUUUGAAGAACUUAUAAACGUUUUUCCAACACUUUGAUUCUCUGUCAAAUCCAUUUCGCGCAUGAGUUCAGCCCCAGUCGAACGAAGACGAGAGUUGAUGAAAGUUACAAGCCUUGCUCGCGUUUGACUGCCCAGUCUCGUUGACGCUGGUACACUUUCACUCAAAUUUUAAUGCGAGUUGAUGAGAGUUUUGGCUAUACGCACGUUGUAAUAUCUAGCCAAUUCUCGUCAACUCUCAUGCACACUCUCGUUUCUUAAGUCUUAUUAAUUCUCAUCCUCAUUUAAAUGAUCAAAGCUUUAGGAUUUUGAGUAGCUUUCAAGAUUAAGUUACAUUUGCAUUAUUUUAGGGUGAGCCUGGUGGACGUGGUGAAGAAGGCAGUGGUGGCCCACAGGGACCUCCUGUAAGUACUUAGGAAAACCACUUGGUAUUUGUACAGCGUACACAAUAGUGGUAACUUCGAA